Plasmopara halstedii is the source of this 1551-nucleotide messenger RNA. RefSeq names its product Nuclear architecture related protein. Gene Ontology annotation, molecular function: 4 iron, 4 sulfur cluster binding. The transcript is spliced from 2 exons. The record is from RefSeq and is a predicted model, not a curated record. The coding region runs from base 1 to 1551 and encodes 516 amino acids. Lineage: Eukaryota; Oomycota; Peronosporomycetes; Peronosporales; Peronosporaceae.
AUGGCAUCUGUGUUCCUUGGCGAUCUUGAUGAUUAUAUUCAGCCAUCGCAGGCAUGCGUAAACCCUCUAUUCACGUCGGACAAAGGCAAUAGCACAACAGAUGGCGUGACUACGAUAAAGCUAGAGACGGAGCUGUCGGAUGUGGACUUGGUGGCGCCACAGCCUUCAAAAGCCAACAUCAUUCGCACCUCAGCAAACGAAAAAGCUACUAUCUCACUGGAUGAUUGUCUAGCCUGCAGUGGUUGUGUUACGUCAGCCGAGACAGUGCUGAUUUCGCAGCAAAGCUACAAAGAGAUGCUGAGCAAAUUGGCAUCUAAAACGCACAAAUACGUAGUAGCAACACUUUCGCCGCAGUCAAGAGCAUCGUUGGCUGAGCACUUUGUCAUGCCGGUUAUUACUGUGCACCGUAAGCUCGUGACGCUGUUUCGAAGCCUCGGAGUAAACCUGGUAAUCGACUCCACGUCCAGCGGAGACUUUGCGUUGCUUGAAUCUCGUGCAGAGUUUCUUUACAGGUAUCGCAACAAGAAAAAUACUAUCUGGGCGCGACCGCCAUCCUCCGUGGCUGUUUCGUCUGCCGAAAUACAGUACUUGGAGCCUAACACUGCUGUCAAUCCACGACAAGACCCGCUUUCAGCAUUGCCAAUGCUCGCAGCCUCGUGUCCUGGAUGGAUUUGUUACGCUGAAAAAUCGCAACCGAAUGCAAUUCCAUUCAUUGAUACAACAAAAUCCCCGCAACAAAUUGCUGGCUCGAUCAUCAAGCGAUUUGUAUGUCGCGAGCACGGCUUUAAACCAAAUCAAGUGUACCAUGUCGCGAUAAUGCCGUGCUUUGAUAAAAAGUUGGAGGCGUCCCGAAAGGAUUUCCAGGACCCAGAGGAUGCAACGAAAGAUGUGGAUUGCGUGCUUGCUACCACGGAAAUUAUUAUGCUAAUUGAAUCUUUGCAAGUGGAUUUUGCCUCGCUUGAGCUUGCGAGCCUGACACCCGAGGAAGUAAUGCUGAGCGGUGUUUCUGAGGACGGAUCCACUGUGUUAGGUAGCAGCUAUAAUGCUACCUCAGGGGGUCAUCUUGAACAUAUUUUUCGCUUCGCAGCUAAGGAGCUAUUUAACGUGGACGUAAUUGGUCCUCUAGACUAUGUAGCAGGUCGUAAUCCAGACUUUCGUGAGGUAUCGCUGGUGGUAGAAGGCAAAGAUGUCUUGAGAUUUGCUGUUGCUUAUGGAUUUCGCAAUAUUCAGUCGAUUAUGACAAAGAUCAGGCGGAGGAAAUGUCCAUAUCACUUUGUCGAGAUCAUGGCGUGCCCAAGCGGUUGCUUAAAUGGUGGCGGACAGAUCAAACCCAAGUCGACGCUUAAAGCUUCAGAGCUGCUUGACAAUGUCACGAAGCGCUUCCAGGAGCUGCGCGUCCGUGACCCCUUUGCCAAUCCCGCAGUACAAUAUUUGUAUGAAAAAUAUCUAGGGGGAAGUCCGUUUACCGAAACAGCGCGAAAAGUGCUGCACACACAAUAUCACGCUGUGCCAAAGCUAGAGCAAUCGAACCCAUUAGGCAUUAAAUGGUGA